Adineta ricciae is the source of this 1377-nucleotide messenger RNA. NCBI's taxonomy places the organism in Eukaryota, Metazoa, Rotifera, Eurotatoria, Adinetida, Adinetidae. The record is from the annotation of a GenBank genome assembly.
AUGGCUGAAUACGAUUUAACAGCGAAAUUGGGUCGAUAUUUCGAUCGGCAUCUCGUCUUUCCAUUAUUAGAAUUUUUAACCGACAGAAAUAUCUUUGACGAGAAAGAAAUCCUCCAAGCAAAAUAUGAUCUUUUACAACAUACGACUAUGGUUGAUUUUCAAUUGGAUAUUUACAAAAAACUUCAUCCGGAUGAUGAAGAACCAAAAGAACUGAUCGACAAACGUGAAAGUAUUGUUGCACGGUUUAAUGAACUCUCCGAAGCUGUUCAGCCCUUGCUCGAUGCGGCUGUUACGGAAGAUGCAGCUCGACUUAUUGAACAUCAACGAAACAGUGAUUCGAUGUUGGCAUUAGACUUCCUACAGAAAAAGUUUAAUAUUGAACGAAGUAUCGUCGAUGAUCUUCACACUUUCGCUCGGUAUGUUUACGACUGCGGUGAUUAUUCUCGAGCUGCUGCGAAUUUAGGCCUCUAUCGUGCAUUAGUUCCACACAAUGACAAAAACAUGAUGUCGUGUCUAUGGGGUAAAUUAGCUUCGGAAAUCUUGAUGCAACGUUGGGAUGAAGCUUAUGAUGAUUUAAAUCAUUUAAAACUUGCGAUUGAAUCGAAUAAUAGCCGUUCACCAUUGGAUUUGUUACAUCAACGAACGUGGUUUAUCCAUUGGUCAUUAUUUGUUUAUUUUAACCAUCCGGAAGGCCGGGAUGACCUCGUUCAAUUAUUUUUGAAUUCAACAACAAAUCAAGCGAACACUUAUUUGAAUACUUUACAAACAACUGCACCCCAUUUAUUACGUUAUUUAUCCGCAGCAGUGAUCAUCAAUCCGCGAAAGAAAAACGAACGAACAUUGAAAGAAUUACUUAAAGUUAUUCGACAGGAAUCGUACGCAUAUCGUGAUCCCAUCACGGAAUUCCUCGAAUGUCUCUAUGUGCAUUUCGAUUUUGAUAAUGCACAAAAGAAACUACGGGAUUGUACUGCAGUGUUAAACAACGAUUUCUUCCUGAUCGGUUGUAGUGAAGAAUUUAUGGAAAACGCGCGAUUGUUAAUCUUCGAAACAUUCUGUCGCAUUCAUCAUCGGAUUACCAUCGAUUUGCUGGCUGAUAAAUUAAAUAUGAGUUCAGAGGAAGCCGAGCGUUGGAUUGUGAAUUUAAUUCGUAAUGCAAAUUUAGACGCGAAAAUUGAUUCCCAAGAAGGAUUAGUUGUCAUGGGUUCACAAAUUCUAUCGCCUUAUCAAACUAUCAUUGAGAAAACCAAGAAUUUGUUCAAUCGAACACAAAGUUUAGUUCAUAAUAGUGAACGAAGAAAAGACACAAACGCGAAUUGGCAUAAUCAUCAAAGUCAACAAUCCCAAACAAACAGUGGAAUGAAUCCAAUAUUCGAAUAG